AUGAGUGUCAUAUCGUCCGACGAGCCUCUCGGCGUGCAGGCUGACAACACCUCGAACCAUUCAAGCCGCACAGCAGAAGACGAGAUCACGAUCACAUCAGUCCGCAGACUUCACAAGAAAGGACCUCCAGUAUCGAACAUAACCAGCAGUGACGACUUUGAGGAACCUCUGAUCGACACUACGGCCAAACUCACCCUACGGUCCAAGAAGACGGAGCGACUCCAGAGAAAGAGUCAGAGAAGAUCAAAGAAAUCAACACUCUCCGAUGCAUCGUCGCCUGGGAGCCACAAUUCAAAACCGACCACCAUCCUCGAUCUGCCUCCCGAACUGCUUUCCCAGAUCAUUCUCAACCUCCUCCCGACCGACCUCCUCAACCUGCAACUCGUCUCGCGCUCCCUGCGAUCCUUCCUGACCCUCCACUCCGCGUCUUUCACCCGCACGCUUCUCUCGACCCGCUACGCCCACCUCUCGCGCUCCUUCUGGCUUCCCUUUCCGCUCUCCGACGAGACCAUCUCGCCUCGCGCCGCCCACAUCCUCCGCCACCCAGCCUACCAAGAGAAACUGAUCAUCCACAAGGCGCCGUACACCCAGCAUAUCCCUCCUCCGGACCCCGCGGAGAUUUGCUCCUGUGUGAGCUGUCUCCUGGCCUGGAACAACCUCUGUAUGAUCCUCGACUAUACCUUUUUCGCCAAGACGAGGCUACAUCGUCGGGAGCCGCUCCCGGUGAUCGGAAGGGGUCAGCGGCCGGAAUGGAACGAGCGAUUGCUGGACACCCACCGGGAAGUCGUGCGACGGGUCGUUCUGGGUCGGAGGUACGGACGCGAAGGAUUGAUGUAUGCGGCGGUUCUGCAGCGGUAUUUGGAGGUUGUGGCGGUGGCGUUGACGAGGAAGGUCAAGGUGAAGCGGAGCGAAGACGCGAAGGUCGAGACCCGGCCUGCGUUGACGCCGUGGAAGGCGUUUGGGAUCACCGAUGAGGAGGUCAGGGGUGGCACGGAUGUGUUUCUGGGGAGGGAGGGUCCGGCGAGUUUCGAGUUCCCCUUCUCGAGGGAUGUCUAUUACUCUCUGGAUGCGUAUGUGCCGGCGAGGAAGUGGUCGAAGGGCGAAGGCCGGUGGAUGUAUCCUGCGCCGGGAACUGUGCAUGCGAAUGAUGUGGCGUGGGUGGAGGCGAGGUUUGGGGAUCUGGUGAAGCAGGAGGAUGCGACGACGUCAGUUGAGGAGAGAUGUCGGGAGGUGUGA
This is a messenger RNA of Dissoconium aciculare CBS 342.82, 1236 nucleotides long. RefSeq lists its product as uncharacterized. NCBI's taxonomy places the organism in Eukaryota, Fungi, Ascomycota, Dothideomycetes, Mycosphaerellales, Dissoconiaceae. The record is from RefSeq and is a predicted model, not a curated record. The coding region runs from base 1 to 1236 and encodes 411 amino acids. Gene Ontology annotation, molecular function: protein binding. The transcript has a single exon.